CUUUACAGUUUCUGAGGAGGUGUACAUGGUGGCAUUCAUCAUCAGGCAACAAUAAACAUUCUUCAGAUUCAGAGUUAUACCAUGGAUCUUGAUCCAGCACAAAACACACUUCUUCCUGGGCCUUCUCUGACAGGCACCAGCUUCCUGGAAAUGUCCAAAUCUAUAUCCACCAUCAGGAAUGUGACGAUUGUAAUAUUCAACUACACCCAAGGAACCUACCUAAGAGAUCCAAAAGUUUACACCUACAGUGGUUACAACCAUGAUCCUCCUCAACCAACCAUCAAGCCUCGGACAAUGGAAGCAUGUUCCUUCAGUAAGACCGGUGGAACAGCAUGUGGCAGUGUUGGAGUCCUGACCUAUGACAUCUGGAGGGCAGAGGGGGAUCAGGCUGAUGGCCGCCUCGCUGUGAUGUUCUCUGUUCCAUUUAAUUACGACUUUUUCAAGAACAUGUUUGCUAUUGGCAAGUUUGAUACCUCAUUUGCGUGUGAUGAGUCCUUGUACAAAAAAAUGUACUAUAAUGACAGCAACAAUUUCAUCUGCAGAAGAGGAACAGGGAAUUCAGUGGAGUAUGUGGCAGACAAUCUGACUGUUAAGGCUACAAUGUCUCCCCAAGCCAAAUCAAUACUGAAAGUAGAGGUGUGGGAUACAUAAGUAUGAGUUUGUUGUUUAAACUGAUGGAUAUGUAGUGACAUAUUCACCUGACUGCAUAUGCAAACCACACUUUGUAAGAGAUUCAUUCAAUUUAGAUUUCUCUGGGGACUAGCCAUAUAUCUAGUAAUUUAACUAGCAGUAGUAAACAGUCAAACGUAUUAGACAUCUAGUCUGUUCCACAACUACAUAACUAGAAAAUUACAACCUGGGAUAUUAAUAUUAAAAUUACAACCUCUAUGUGGAAAGUAUGGAAAUCACUUGAAAGUAAAGUGAUCUACCUA
This is a messenger RNA of Megalops cyprinoides (Indo-Pacific tarpon), 932 nucleotides long. Its product is annotated as DELTA-sagatoxin-Srs1a-like. The coding region runs from base 82 to 651 and encodes 189 amino acids. Gene Ontology annotation, cellular component: pore complex. The transcript is spliced from 4 exons. NCBI's taxonomy places the organism in Eukaryota, Metazoa, Chordata, Actinopteri, Elopiformes, Megalopidae. The record is from RefSeq and is a predicted model, not a curated record. Gene Ontology annotation, biological process: cytolysis in another organism; pore complex assembly; monoatomic cation transport. Gene Ontology annotation, molecular function: channel activity.